GAUGCACACACAAAUAAAUCUUGAUUUAUAAACUGCUUGCGGUCUGUUAACUUCCCUGCAUUUGUGUGUGAAUUUUGAGACUCCCCUGACGUGGCUCGACUCACACACAAAUGCCUUUUUUUAAACAGAUCUGCAACCAAUCAGAUGGCUGCCUUAUUUUAGCCAAUCACAAGAACGCACCCCACGUGGGGGAUUGUUUACUCAUAAGCCAAUCACGAACGCGUUCGCACAGCGCUACGUGCCUGUGGUGCGGGCUAGCGCUGUCACGGUGGAGUUCAGUCAGUUGGUUGAGCCCUCAAUAUGGCUUCUGGCAACGACAGGGGAGCGGAAUCACUGAAGCGUGAAAUCCUUCAGAGAUUGCAUGACCGACUGCUACACAUCUUGGAGAGGCAGCCUCUCGACAUGGAAGGGUUACAUUUUGUUUGCCAUCAGAAUUUAGUUUUAUUAAGUGCUCUGGAUGACGCAGUGAAUGUAGGAGAAGAAUUACUGUCUGCACUUACAAAUUUGAGUACUGUUAUCCAACAGGAGAUGGAGAAUGAGCAGACAUUUAUAACACUGGAUUUGCAGAAGGGCUUUAGUGGGCGUCCACGAUUGACAACGUCAGUAGAGACCCUCACACAUCUUCUAGAACUUGGGCUGCCAUCAAAAUGCAUCGCUAGACUCCUUGGUGUGUCGAGAGCUACACUUUUUAGGCGGAUGGCUGAAAAUAAUCUAUCUAUAUCUGCCUCAUACAGUGGCUGCAGUGACGAUGAAUUGGACUCAUUGAUCACAGGAAUUAAGAGCACAAUGCCAGAUGCUGGGUGCAGAGUAGUCAAAGGUGCUCUACUUGCACAGGGACACAGAGUGCAAUGGGACAGAGUGUAUGCAUCCAUGCAUCGCGUGGACAGUGUAGGUGUACUUUCCAGGAUGACUCGUCUGAGAUGUGUGGUGAGGAGGACGUACACAGUUCCUUACCCAAAGUACAUGGUGCACAUUGACACCAAUCACAAGCUCAUCAGGUACAACUUUGUUAUCUUUGGGGGAAUAGAUGGCUAUUCAAGAAAGAUGAUGUACCUCAAGGUAGCAGACAACAACCGAUCUGAUACACACCUGGCAUUCUUCAAUGAAGCUGUGAAUGAGCAUGGGUUUCCUCUGAGAGUGAGAGGAGAUCACGGAGGAGAAAAUGUGGGGAUAGCGGAAUUAAUGUUCUCAGUUCGUGGAACUGACAUUAACAGCUUCAUUGCGGGGAAAAGCGUACACAAUCAGCGGCAAGCCUAGAUGUCUUCAGUGAUGCGUGGGACAACCAUCCCAUCAGGACUGAGCAGAACCUGACACCAAAUC
Molecule: messenger RNA, 1320 nt
Organism: Perca flavescens (yellow perch)
Lineage: Eukaryota; Metazoa; Chordata; Actinopteri; Perciformes; Percidae
Exons: 6
Coding region: 301-1257 (318 amino acids)
Source: RefSeq, a predicted model, not a curated record